AUGUCGGCCCCCCGGACGAAGAGGCCCUUUGCGGGCGCCGCCGCCGACCCGUACCAGCGCCAAAUCACUUCCUUCUUCCCUGCCUCGGCCGCCGGCCCGUCGUCGCCGUCUGCCACCGCCCCGGCAUCGCGCCACCCGGUCCUCCCCGCCAGCGUCCAGGCAAACCUGCUCAGCGUCGGCAUGCGCGUGCGCAAGUCGGUUCCCGAGGGCUACCGGACGACGGGCCCGAGCGCCUUCAAGCUGUGGACCGACAUGCCGCGCGAGCUGCUCCCCUUCUGUGGCAUCAACAAAGUUGGCGGGCUAGGCACGCAGCCCGAGACUGGCGGCUUCGACGACGACGACGUCCCUAACAUGGAUGCCGUCCCCGGGUUGACCCUCUCGCAAGAGAGCGUCGAGAGCCAUGCCUCUGAACCCUCGCGGAAACGCAUAUUCGACGAUGACGACGACGACGACGCCGCCUCGACAGUCGCAGGCCUCCACUCCAACAAGGGCUGGGAUGCCAACAGCGGCAAUGCCCGCCUCAUGGCCACUCCGCGCCGCUCCCGCACGGCAAAGAGCCUCCCGCUCGAGGACAUGGGCCAGGAGAACAUGGCCGUCGACGAGGACUUUGAAGAGGCCCCCUUUCUCGUCUUUGGGGAAGGCAGGGACAUGGAUCUUUCGCGAUGA
Hirsutella rhossiliensis is the source of this 666-nucleotide messenger RNA. Its product is annotated as ribonucleotide reductase inhibitor domain-containing protein. Gene Ontology annotation, cellular component: cytoplasm; nucleus. Gene Ontology annotation, molecular function: ribonucleoside-diphosphate reductase inhibitor activity. The transcript has 2 exons. The record is from RefSeq and is a predicted model, not a curated record. Lineage: Eukaryota; Fungi; Ascomycota; Sordariomycetes; Hypocreales; Ophiocordycipitaceae. The coding region runs from base 1 to 666 and encodes 221 amino acids.